AUGGACUUCGUCACAUCAGCAUUGGAGGUUAUUGGAGUCAAUUUACAUAAAGACGAGAGAGAAGGUAGAUGGAAGUUCGACAUUGAUCCACUGCGACUCAGCGGUACAGUGGCUGGCUUCGGUCUGGCAUAUGUAGUGAUGAACCGCUUGGAGGGUCAUCGGACGGCGACUCCAGCGGUCACUAUUACAGAAGUUUCUGAGGUGCCAUUCUCGAGUUUUUGGAAGCAGUUGAAGGAUUCACAGGUCGACGAGAUAGCGUUUAUACCAUCACUGGACGGUACGAUGCCGCCCAUGUUGCGAUACCGCACAGGCAAUGGGGAGGCGAAUCAGGAGGCGACGACGUUAACAUUGCCGGGAUGCAGCGAAAUGGUUGCUGAUGAGGCGAUGAAGAGGGGCAUUCGAUGUUACACGAGUACGGAGGCUGAGGCAUCAUUGGCGAUGCUCCAGAUGAUGGCCGAUUUAGUGGGUUGGACGGCGUCAUUGGCGGGGUUUCUGAUAUUAUAUCGGAUGUACUCCGGAGAUGGAGUGAAUGGACCUUUUGGUGCUAAGAAGGCUCCAACGGCCAACGCCUCCUCUACUAAGAAUGUGACCAAGUUCGCUGAUGUGGCCGGCCAUGAGCAGACUAAAGUCGAACUGAGGGAGAUUGUUCAGUAUCUGCGGGAUCCCGUGUCAUUUUCCUCGCUUGGGGCGCGCCCUCCUCUUGGUGUCCUGUUGGAAGGGCCAAGUGGCGUUGGAAAGACGCUCCUGGGCCGAGCAACUGCCGGUGAGGCGAACGAUAUUCCUUUCCUCUACGCGAGUGGGUCGGAGUUUGUUGAAGUGUAUGUUGGCCAAGGAGCCAAACGCGUCAGGGAGGUGUUCGCUCAGGCCCGGGCUGUAUCUCCAUGCAUAUUAUUCAUCGACGAGUUGGACGCCAUUGGAAGUCGAAAUUUUAGAGGUGGUGACGGCCAAGAGUACACUCAGACGAUCAACCAACUGCUGAUCGAAAUGGAUGGUAUAUCAGAUCGUGAUGGUGUUGUGGUUAUGGCGGCUACUAAUCGUUUUGAUGGUUUGGACUCCUCCCUCACCCGACCCGGCCGGUUUGAUCGAUGUAUUCACGUGUCACUACCUGAUGCAAUAGCGAGAGAGAGGUGCUUUGUGAUCCACGGGAGAAGGUUGAAGUUAGCCACCAAUGUUGAUAAUGAGGCAUUAGCUGCAGCAACAGAGGGGAUGACUGGUGCUGAUAUUGAGCAUAUACUAAACCAAGCUGCCUUGGUGGCUGCACGCAAUAAGGAGACCUGCGUCUCGCAGGAACGUAUACUGGAAGCAUCCGAUAAAUUACGAGCGGAGCGAAGCGAAAGAAAUAAGCGACAACAACAGAAGGUCGAUGAAGAUCGACAUGCAGAGAUACCCUUUGAUCGCUGGGCAGCUCAAACGCUGAUCAAUUUGGCGAAUAAUACUCAACGAGAUUCUCCUGAAGUUGACUAGAGCCAAAAGA
Perkinsus marinus ATCC 50983 is the source of this 1474-nucleotide messenger RNA. Its product is annotated as metalloprotease m41 ftsh, putative. Gene Ontology annotation, biological process: proteolysis. Lineage: Eukaryota; Perkinsozoa; Perkinsida; Perkinsidae. The record is from RefSeq and is a predicted model, not a curated record. Gene Ontology annotation, molecular function: ATP binding; ATP-dependent peptidase activity; ATP hydrolysis activity. The transcript has 14 exons. Bases 1 to 1464 code for a protein of 487 amino acids.